AUGGCACCUAACACUGAUCAGGAUGCACCGACUCAAACUCAAAAUCAUGCAAUAUUACCAGUGACUUUCGAUGGAAUUGGAUAUAGGUCAUGGCAAAAAGGUGUUCUUAGGGCACUCUCAGUGAAAAACAAAUUAGGUUUUAUUAAUAGGAAGGUUACAAAACCAAAUGAGGAUGAUGAUGCAUUCGCAUUGUGGGAAAUAUGUGAUGAUAUGGUUACUUCGUGGAUUCUGAAUUCACUAUCAAAGGAUCUGAGCGAUAGUUUACAGUAUGUCAAUAAUGCGAGGGAACUUUGGAAUGAACUAGAAUAUAGAUAUGAUCAAACCAAUGGUGCAAAGUUGUAUCAACUUCAACGAGAGAUCAAUGAUCUUACACAAGGAAAUCUAGACAUCACUGGAUAUUAUACCAGAAUUAAGAAACUUUGGGAAGAAAUCAGCACCCUUGACACAAAUUCUCAAUGCACAUGCCUGUGCACACGUGGUGGAAAGACAAAAAUGCAUAAGGCUGAACAGGACAGGAGACUCAUACAGUUUUUAAUGGGACUGAACGUAGUUUACACAGUGAUUCGAGAUAGUAUUCUAAUGAUGAAUCCUUUGCCUACUAUGGCUCAAGCUUUCUUUGUAUUGUCUCAAGAGGAAAGGCAGAGAGAAGUUAAGCCUCACAAUCAGAUGAUGCUAGAAUCCACUUCACUAAUUGCAAAUGACGAAAGCUCUAGGAAUGUCAAUGUUGCAAGCACUAACACUUUUAAUUCUGUUGCAAGUUGUAGCAAUUUCAGAACACACUAUGGUGGAACAGGACAAUCGCAAUACAGGAACUUUGGAGCAAGUAGCAGUUCUGAAAUUCAAGUUCACAAAAGGGAAGAACUCAGGAUCAGCUGCAAAUGUGCAUGA
This is a messenger RNA of Lycium ferocissimum, 888 nucleotides long. RefSeq lists its product as uncharacterized. NCBI's taxonomy places the organism in Eukaryota, Viridiplantae, Streptophyta, Magnoliopsida, Solanales, Solanaceae. The record is from RefSeq and is a predicted model, not a curated record. The transcript has 3 exons. The coding region runs from base 1 to 888 and encodes 295 amino acids.